CAUCCGGACGGGUGCGAUGGGCGCCGGGGGAAACGGGUGUCUUGUGGGGUCAGUGGGGGGCCUAUGGGGAAAUGGGUGCUGUAUGGGGUCAGUGGGUGCCCUACGGGGUCACUGGGUGUCCUGGGGGGAAAUGGGUGCUGUAUGGGGUCAGUGGGUGCCCUACGGGGUCACUGGGUGUCCUGGGGGGGAAUGGGUGCUGUAUGGGGUCAGUGGGUGCCCUAUGGGGAAAUGGGUGCCCUAUGGGGAAAUGGGUGCUGUAUGGGGUCAGUGGGUGCCCUAUGGGAUCAGUGGGAGCCCCACGGAAGCAGCGGGUGCCCUGUGGUGUCAGUGGGGAUCAGUGGCUGCCCCAUGGGAUGGAUGGGUGCCCUGUGGUGUCAGUGGGUGCCCCGUGGGAUGGAUGGGUUCCCCAUGGAUUCAAUGGGUGCCCCGUGGAUUCAAUGGGUGCCCCGUGGUGUCAGUGGCUGCCCCAUGGAGUCAAUGGGAGCCCCAUGGGAUGGAUGGGUGCCCCAUGGAUUCAAUGGGUGCCCUAUGGGACCAGUGGGUGCCCCAUGGAGUCAAUGGGUGCCCUAUGGGAUGGAUGGGUUCCCUAUGGGAUCAGUGGGUGCCCCACGGAUUCAAUGGGUGCCCCAUGGGAUGGAUGGGUGCCCCAUGGAUUCAAUGGGUGCCCUAUGGGAUCAGUGGGUGCCCCAUGGAUUCACUGGGAGCCCCGUGGGAUGGAUGGGUGCCCCGUGGAGUCAAUGGGAGCCCCGUGGAUUCAAUGGGUGCCCCACGGAUUCACUGGGAGCCCGGCGGCAGCGUCUCCCCGCCUCCCCCCGCAGCUCCCGGCUGCGGCAGCGCCAGGCCGAGGUUUGGCGGCGGUACGCGGCGCUGCAGGAGCUGUGGGAGCAGCGGCGCGGGCGGCUGCAGGAGCAGCAGCGGCUGUGGCAGCUGCGCAGGGAGCUGGACGACGUGGAGCAGUGGGUGAUGGAGCGCGAGGUGGUGGCGGCGGCGCACGAGAUGGGGCAGGACUACGAGCACGUCACGGUGCGGCGCUGCCCCACGGCGCUGCCCCACAGCGCUGCCCCAUAGAGCUGUCCCAUAGAGCUGUCCCAUAGCGCUGCCCCACGGCGCUGCCCCAU
Molecule: messenger RNA, 1118 nt
Organism: Phasianus colchicus (ring-necked pheasant)
Lineage: Eukaryota; Metazoa; Chordata; Aves; Galliformes; Phasianidae
Source: RefSeq, a predicted model, not a curated record